AUGCCUAGGUAUUAUUCCAACACUUCCUACUAUGACUAUCUCCAAUAUCUCUAUCUUCCUAUUCACUUCUACUUCUUCCUUGUGGUGGUGGUGUUCGUAUUAGGGUUCACAUGGUACAUAAACUAUGAGUCCAUGUUCGAAGACUUGAUGUCUCAACUCAGACUAAUCCUGUGUGUCAUUCCCAUAGUGCUGCUGCUGGUUGUCCACUGGCUAUCGAGCGAAGAUCGGCGGAGGGUCCCCUUCUUGAUCUCGUUGCCGGAGGAGAGAGACUCGCUUCAUAGGGCGGGAGGGUCUCCAUGGGGUGUUGCUGCUCUACUGCUCUUUCUUCUCUACAUGGUCUCUUACCAGUCCAAACUCCGUGAAAAUUGGUUUCCGUUGCUAAGUAGAAGGUGA
Rhododendron vialii is the source of this 393-nucleotide messenger RNA. RefSeq lists its product as uncharacterized. Bases 1 to 393 code for a protein of 130 amino acids. The transcript has a single exon. Lineage: Eukaryota; Viridiplantae; Streptophyta; Magnoliopsida; Ericales; Ericaceae. The record is from RefSeq and is a predicted model, not a curated record.